Messenger RNA from Pararge aegeria (speckled wood butterfly), 1506 nucleotides. RefSeq names its product lanC-like protein 3. The record is from RefSeq and is a predicted model, not a curated record. Gene Ontology annotation, biological process: peptide modification; carbohydrate metabolic process. The coding region runs from base 169 to 1458 and encodes 429 amino acids. Gene Ontology annotation, cellular component: plasma membrane. Lineage: Eukaryota; Metazoa; Arthropoda; Insecta; Lepidoptera; Nymphalidae. The transcript has a single exon.
GAGAAAAACUAAAACAAAAAAUUAGCAAAAAAUGUUACCAAUUCUAAAUUCAAGUGUAUUGGUUUUGCUUUUCUAUACAUGAUCAAAUCACUGACCUUUAUAAGCGUACUUUUACUUUUAUUUUGAAAGAAGUGUCGGAUUAUAGCUGGAUUAAACAGACGCCAAUUAAUGAGUAAACUGCUUGAAAAGAUAUUUUUAUUUCGAAUUUUACGCAAUUGUAUAUCCGCUGCAACACCGUACCUCAACAUGGUUCGAUUUUUUCCUAAUCCGUACGAAGAUUACAAAAAAGGAGCGAGCCUGGUUCUGGAUAAGAAUCUGAUAAUCUCGCAAAUAAACGAGCACACUAAAAACAUAACUAAGCGUCUACUGCCGCAGCGUAAAAAUGUGGACGGUGGGCUUUACGUGGGUAUAACCGGCGUUUCUUAUAUGUUUUAUUAUUUGUCGAAAAACCCGUUGUUAUCGUCGAAUAAAAGCAGUUAUAUUGAGAAGGCAGUAGAAUACUUAACCCCAGCUAUAGAGACAUCGGCGGGCGACAAAACGUCUUUCCUUCUCGGAGACGCCGGUACCCACGCACUGGCGGCGGUUUUAAAACGAGAAAUAGGAGACGAGACAUUCUCUGACCAUUUGAAAACUUACAAAUCGCUGUAUGGUCAGUAUUUAAAUCCAAAAUUUUUGAAAUGCGGUGGUGAUGAAUUCUUCGUUGGUCGCGCUGGUUAUUUAGCUGGAGCAUUGUGGGCAUCUCGCGAGUUACAAGCACAGAUAUUUACAAAUGAAGAGCUAUAUAAAAUAUGCGAUGUGAUAAUUGAUUCAGGUCGUGAAUAUUCAAGAAAACAUGGGAGCUCAUGCCCUUUAAUGUACCAUUAUUAUAACACUGAGUAUCUAGGCGCAGCUCAUGGCAUAAGUUUCAUACUACAGAUGUUAUUAUCUGUACCUGGAUAUUUGCAACAUAAUAAAUCAGCUGCAAAUGAUAUUCAAUGUACUGUUGACUUUAUUUUGUCACUGCAGACUGAGGAAGGCAACUGGCCUUGUUGUAUGGAGGAGAUAGGUUUGCCUGAACAUAAACUUCUUCACUGGUGUCAUGGUGCUCCGGGCACUGUGUACCUUAUGGCGAAGGCAUACUUAGUAUUCAAAGAUGAAAAGUUCUGUAAUGCUUGUAUCAAGGCUGGAGAAGUUAUCUGGAAUAAAGGACUGCUUCGUAAGGGUCCUGGAAUAUGUCACGGUGUUGCAGGCAAUGGUUAUGUAUUUCUCGUUUUGUUCAGAUUAACAGGAGAUGAGAAAUAUCUUUAUAGGGCUAACUCAUUUGCUGCCUUUAUGAGUACUGAUGAGUUUCUGAGGGAUGCCAGGCUUCCUGAUAAUCCAGAGAGUCUGUAUGAAGGAACAGCUGGAACUGUAUGCUUUUUAGCUGAUCUUUUGGUACCGGAUAAUGCAGCAUUUCCAUUUCAAGAUGUAUAUUAUUAGUGUGAAACUAAAACUAAUUACAAUAGGUACUAAAACUAAUUAUUUGCA